This is a messenger RNA of Paramormyrops kingsleyae, 417 nucleotides long. Lineage: Eukaryota; Metazoa; Chordata; Actinopteri; Osteoglossiformes; Mormyridae. The record is from RefSeq and is a predicted model, not a curated record.
AUGUGUCAGCUUCUGCUUCCAGACAGGGCGUCAGCCCCGUCCUCCUUUCUGUGUUGCUGGCGAUGUUUACGCGCCCUUUCUGUCUCCAUCGCAGAGAAGUGCGACGAGGUCCUGGCCACGCCCCUCCCCCACGCCGCCUUCUCCAGCUCCUCUGUGUUCUCCAGUGGUUACGCCGCCGGAUACGCCAAGCUGAACCGGAGAGGGGGUGCUGGUGGAUGGUCUCCUCUGGACAGCGAUCAUUACCAGUGGCUACAGGUGGACCUGGGCAGCAGGAAACAAGUGACAGCCAUUGCGACACAAGGCAGAUACAGCAGCUCUGAUUGGACAACGAGGUACAGGCUCCUGUACAGCGACACCGGAAGGAACUGGAAGCCAUACCACCAGGACGGAAACAUCUGGAAAAACAAGGAUGCUUAA